Molecule: messenger RNA, 645 nt
Organism: Echinops telfairi (small Madagascar hedgehog)
Lineage: Eukaryota; Metazoa; Chordata; Mammalia; Afrosoricida; Tenrecidae
Product: T-cell receptor-associated transmembrane adapter 1
Exons: 6
Coding region: 1-645 (214 amino acids)
Biological process (GO): positive regulation of T cell receptor signaling pathway; negative regulation of receptor recycling
Cellular component (GO): T cell receptor complex
Source: RefSeq, a predicted model, not a curated record
AUGGCGUUCUCCAUCGCACCGUUGGCGUGUGAAAAGCGGGCACUGAACAAGGAAGGCUGCCUUGGAAUUGCGGUGCUGGAGAAGAAUGUAGAAAAAAACCCUGAAUGUCAUUUUCUUGUCUGGACACUUGUAGCCUUCUUGGGUUUGGCCCUUGUGAUAUCGCUGCUCUUCAAUAUUUCUCAUUAUGUGGAAAAGCAUCGGCAAGAUAAAAUAUACAGCUACGCCAAUGACUACAUUCCAAGGGAUGAUGAAUAUUAUAUAGAAGACACACCAAUUUAUGGUAAUUUGGAGGAUGUGGUCCCAGUACCAACAGAUGAAAAUUGCUAUGAACAAAUGAAAUCCCAACCACAGAGGUCUAUGAAUAAACUUCAAGAAGCUACCCCAUAUGUACAGACACCCGCCGAAACGCAGAUGUGCUAUGCCUCACUAGACAUCAGCUACAAAGGGAAGCUCAGAAAGCCCAGGACACAGAAUCCCGUGUCACUGAAGGGCGAAGACAAGCAGUUCCUUUCGAAGACGUCUUUGGUAGACGAUCCCUCGCCGGAAAGCCAAGCAGAGGAAAACAUACACGAUGAUCCAAUCAGACUAUUUGGAUUACUUCGAGCAAAGACAGAGCCUGUAAAUCAGCUGGACUGUGCUCACUGA